Molecule: messenger RNA, 1624 nt
Organism: Candidula unifasciata
Lineage: Eukaryota; Metazoa; Mollusca; Gastropoda; Stylommatophora; Geomitridae
Source: the annotation of a GenBank genome assembly
AUGCAAGAGCCACAGUACCUCAGCUACGUCCAAUCUCUAGACUCCCACCUACAACCAGACUCCACCCCGCCAACAUCAAAGGACAGCAAAGAACAUAGUCAACAGGCCAACAACGCCAGCAGCUCAACCUUAAACAAUCUACCGAAAUCUUCUUCGUUCCUGUCCUUAGAUCACUGGACAUCCACGGCCAUAUCUCCCUUGGAGCUCUUCUACUGUGCAACUGUAGCUCCUUACGAUGUGGACCAUCCUUUGGAGAGCCAAAUGUGUUCUAUGGAUCGUCCUGGACGUACGACUAGCAAUAGGAGGAAGGAUGAAUCCACUUUCCCAGUUCGGAAUACAAAAUCGGAUCUAGACUGCGCCUCCAGAUUUGAAACCCAUUUCGAUGGUUCAGGGAUGCCCUUUCUUGAUCUUCCGGAUGAGAAGCCACUGAUCCGUCAGGGUUUAUUUCUUGAAAGUGGGGAAAACUGCGUUAGGGGAUCAAUGAAUAACACCAAACGGAAGGCAGGUGCAAACUACAAGGUGCCAGUUACCAAAGAAAGACUUCAUGGCUUCAGGCAGGAAACCAAGGAAAUCCUAAAUAACCUUGGAGAGGCAGAGAUAGGAAACACAACGGAAUCGGAAAAUAACGAAGGCGCAUCAGCGAAGAAUGACUGUCAUGGAAGCAACGCUCGCAACGAACGGAAUCAGGACUCAGAUGUUUCCAUCAGGUUCUGUGACAAUAAAGUGGCUCUCAAUAUCAAAAGAUCUUGUAAAAAUAUAGUUAUUCGUUAUGAAAAUAAAACUCAGUGUAAAAGUAUACCUACUGACUGCAGCAACCGGGUCAGAAUAAAUCUAGGAAAGAAAGAAGAUGUCGCACGGCCCUCAAAAAAUAAAGUAAAUGUGAAUAUUGUAGGAGAUUGUGUCAUCGUUACCUUCCACGGGGACACAGAAGAAAUAUUUCCAAGUGACAAAUCACAGAAUGGCAGCUAUUUAAAAUCUUCAAAGGACUUUGAAGCGUCAACAGUUAGCAAUGAAGAACGCACUGAUCAGGGACUGACCAUGAUAAAGGAUCGUAUGUGUGCGUCUUGCCUAAGUACAAACAAAGAAGUGCAGACAGACAUCGGUGAUUCACAACACACAAGAAAUAUACCAGUUGUCUUAGCACCUUCGCAUGUCCUAACUGCAGCUACAAACCCCACAGAUGUUACUGAAAAUAGCCAAAUAGCUUCUCAGCAUGGUUGUUUGGAAAAGGCUGAUGUGGGAAAUGAAGCUUCCAAUGCUUGUACCGAUUGUGGGAGUCUUGGUGGAGAAGCCAACGCGAAGAUCACUCUUGAUUUCCCUCAGUUUGAGUAUAACUCUGGCAAUACACAUAAUGAUGUUGUUGUCAAUGAACACUCUGAUGGUUUGUCUGAAGGAUCUUAUGAAGUUGUUACUGGAGGCUGCGAGAAUGACGUUGAUAUCUCGCAGUGCUGUGUAAGAUUACCACCUGAAGGUGCCAGUGCCCAUGCUACAACAGACGAUAGUAGGCUUCAUGUUGACUGCAGUGAGGAUGUUAUGAAACUUAAAGAUCUGCUGGCAUCUAUUAGCCACGAUUCAAACACUGAUAUAGGCACGGACAAUCUAAGGGGCAUCCAAGGCGAAAGAG